AUGGAUUGGUUACAUCUCUACAUCGGCGGAGCCGCGCUCCUGGUAUUUGCCUUGGUCGCGUUGGUCCUUCUCGUCUCAUUCCAGCAGGUCAAGGUCAAUAUGGAUCAUGGACCUUUGACCUACGUGAAAUUUAUCUGGGCGAACUUCUUAAAGCCACACGAUAGGUCCGGAUCGAGUCAACAGGAUGCGCUCGAGAGCUUCUACAGAACACAGGCUACUGUCUACGAUGCGACCCGUCGCCGUCUUCUCCGUGGUCGCGAGGAUAUGCUAGGUCUUGUGGCAGCACAGUUGAAGCACAAGGUCGAGAGCAAGGAGAUUAAGCCUGGAAAGGCAGUCUGGGUGGACAUUGGCGGUGGCACUGGAUACAACGUUGAAGCUAUGUCGGCUUUCGUUCCCGUGGAGAAGUUCUUCGAUCAGGUCUACAUUGUGGAUCUGUCACCAUCGCUGUGUGAUAUUGCUCGUAAACGAUUUGAGCGCCUCGGAUGGAAGAAUGUCACCGUCCUUUGCCAGGAUGCCCGAUCCUUCCAGAUUCCUGAGCGUCAAGCCGAUCCGCGGAAGAACUCAGUCACCAGUGAUCGUGCCGACCUGAUCACAAUGAGCUACAGUCUUUCCAUGAUUCCAGACUACUACAGUGUCGUUGACUCCUUGACCUCCCGCCUCACCCUUACUGGUAUUCUCGGUGUUUGCGACUUCUACGUCCAAAGCAUUGUGGAUAUAUCCUCCCGCAACUACACCGGUGGUGCCUUCAACCGUCAUGUCAACUGGCUCGGUCGUGUCUUCUGGCGAGCAUGGUUUGACUUCGAUCGUGUGAGUCUGGAGGCUGCUCGUCGGGACUACCUUGAGUACAAGUUCGGAACCGUCAUUUCGGCCAGCGGUCGCAAUUAUCUUCUCGGUGGCAUUCCAUACUACGUUUUUGUCGGUUGCCCCAAGGAGAUCGCUUCAACUCCAUCAAGCCAAGCUGCCAUCGAAAAGCUCGAUGCCUCAUUUACCGAGUCGCCUUACCUUUCCCCCGCAAACCACCAUGCGGAAAUGACCCAGGCUGUGGAGAAGAGCACCACGGAGAUUCGCUCAAAGGCCUAUGAAUCUGCUGUCAUUAACCUGAGUGCAAACCUGCCUCUCCCAUCCUCAUUCUACCAGAAUCACCACUAUCGAAUUCACUACAACGACAUGCUCCCCAAGCACACUCAGUUCCAGAACGAAUACAUCUACGCUUUCACCUGGGAGGAUCCCCGUGUCGACCACCGACUGCUGAACAUUGGCCCUGAUGAUGUUAUUUUGGCCAUCACCAGUGCUGGCGACAACAUUCUCGACUAUCUCCAAAAGAACCCGCGACGUGUGCAUGCCGUUGAUUUGAACCCGAACCAGAAUCACCUUCUGGAGCUUAAAGUAGCUAGUUUCCUUGCUUUGGGUCACCGCGACACAUGGAAGAUCUUCGGUGAAGGCAAGCACCCCCAGUUCCGCGAUCUGCUCAUCUCCAAAAUGAGCCCUCACCUGUCUAGCCAGGCCUUCCAGUACUGGCUCGAACACAGCGAUGUUUUCACGUCCACAUCUGGAAAUGGUCUAUACGAGACUGGUGGCUCACGUCACGCUAUUCGCAUGGUCCGCUACCUAGCCAAGAUGUUUGGUCUGGAUGGAGAGAUCCGCAAGAUGUGCGAGGCCCAAACUCUGGCCGAACAGCGCGCUAUCUGGCCCCGUGUCCGCAAGAUUCUCCUGAGCAAGCCAUUGAACUGGGCUGUUGUUAGCACUGAGUGGUUCGCCUGGAAGGCUGCUGGUGUGCCCCGUAACCAGCGCAACAUGAUCGUGGAUGACUUCUUCCGUCGCAACGGCUUGACAUCUGAUAUGAAGCAGAGCAAGGACAUAAGUGGCCAGUCGAUUUGGGAAUAUGUUGUGGACACCCUCGACCCCGUGGUUAAGGACACCCUUCUCAGUAACGACAAUUACUUCUACUACCUCUGUCUCCAGGGCAAAUUCUCGCGCAGAUGCCACCCAACUUAUCUAUCACCUCAGGCGCACGUCAAGCUUUCUACGCCAGGUGCCUUCGAUGGACUUCGCAUCCACACCGAUGAGAUCAACGAAGUGAUCAACCGCAUUAAGCCAGGUACUUUGACAAUCGCCGUGGUUAUGGACUCUAUGGAUUGGUUCGAUCCUGCCGAAGACGCAGCCGCGGCUCAAGCCCGUCGUCUCAACAACGCCCUUAAGAUCGGUGGACGUAUUCUUCUUCGCUCCGCCAGCAUUGAUCCCUGGUACAUCAAGCACUUCGAGCAGAACGGUUUCACAGCUCGUCGUGUUGGCGCCCGUUUCCCAGGAACAUGUAUUGACCGUGUGAAUAUGUAUGCAUCCACUUGGAUCUGCACCAAGCAAGAGGACGUCGUCCGGCCCAAAAAUGGCCGGUCGAUCUCGGCUCUCUCUCUCAGCGACAUCGCCACUGCGACAGCGAAGCGCUCAAGCAGUGUUGAGGACUUGCAGAUCUGA
Penicillium verhagenii is the source of this 2472-nucleotide messenger RNA. RefSeq names its product class I SAM-dependent methyltransferase. The transcript is spliced from 8 exons. NCBI's taxonomy places the organism in Eukaryota, Fungi, Ascomycota, Eurotiomycetes, Eurotiales, Aspergillaceae. The coding region runs from base 1 to 2472 and encodes 823 amino acids. The record is from RefSeq and is a predicted model, not a curated record.